AUUACAUUUAGAUUGCAUAAUGAAUCAGAUAAUUCACUCUAUAUAGAGAACAAUGAUUUACAAGAGGAAAUAAAAGUAUGUCAAGGUCUUUACAAUUUAUUAUAAUAAAAUAAAUAAAUAUUUGCAAGCUUAAGUUACAUUGGUCUGUUAUUUUCUCUUUUAAGCAAAUAAUAGUAGCUUUUGUGAAAUUUAUGGACGAAGAUCAUAUUGUUGAUGGUGAAGGAUAUUAUUUGCUUUGCAAAAAGAAUAUUUGGAAUUUCGGAAAAAAUUGCGUUUUCUACAGAAAUGAUCAAAUAAUUCCACCACAUCAAUAUAAAUUUAAUUUCGAAUUGGAAUUCGCUAGUCAAGUAAUUAACAGGAAUGCUAGCUACGAUAGGGGCAGAAAUAAAAGUAUUACUGAUAGUAAUAAGAAAAAUAAUUCUAAUUUGCGAGGAGUAUCUUUGGAUGAUUUUGGAACGCCUAAGAGUAGUAAUAAUACAGUUAAUCAAGAGAUGAUACAGCAUAUGACAACAAGAGCAAGUAUUUCACCGCUUGAGAAUUGGGAUGUGAGACAAGGAGCUACGACAACCGAAUUUGAUUCAUUUGAUUCGCCAUUUGACAAUAAACAAUCCAAAUCAAGAUUUGUUGAGAGUACUCCCGCAACAUUAUGGGUAAAUCGACAAAGAUCUGUAGAUAAUGCAUGUAUAACACCGUUAGAUAAUCGGAGACCCGUGCAAAAACCAGUAGACAGUGCAUACGCGACAUUAUUCAACUAUUGUGGACCUAUUCAGAAGUCCACGAAAAACGUGUAUAUGACACCGAUCGAUAAUCGAGGGCAGAAAUCUCGUAUUUCUUCGUUUACAAAUAGAGAAUACCCAGAAUCGAUGCAACAAAAUAGUAAGGGUUUAUUCGGAUAUCAAGAAAUUCUAGACAAUGUUGGAGAGACAUCCAGAACAUCGUCUAUAAGAUUAUCUCAGGAAUCCUUUACAGGAAGUAAUUGGCCAAGUCAAAGUUCGUUUGAAACUACGCUAUCAUUAGAUUCUGGAUCACAGAAAGUUUCUGGCAUUUCAAAAUCACCAUUCCAAACGCUAAGACAAAUGUCGAGUGUAUCUAAUGGUACGGAUGAUUUUAGUAAUUAUUCUUUUGGUGAUGAGGGUGAAUUAUCGAUGCGGAAUACAGCGGACAAUCUCUUGUCAAGUGAAAGGAAUAAUAAUCGGGAAACAAAUGACGAUCUUGAAGAUAACAAUUUUUUUAGUCUCUUCAACCCUUUGAACUACUUUCGAAAAAUGUUUCCAGGAAUAUAAAGUAUAUAAUAUGUUUAUUUUUAGAUAUCUCCAAAAUUAUUAUUAAUGGUAAUUUGUGUAAAAAAAAGUGUAAAAUUAUUUACAAAUUGCAUAGAAUGUACUCAUUAUAGGCUUGCAUUUAUUAUAUAUAUUAUUAGUAUAUUAGUUUAAUCAACAAUGUAAAUAUUCAAUAAAUUAUGAUCGUACCACUACCAUAUUUUAA
Messenger RNA from Rhizophagus irregularis DAOM 181602=DAOM 197198, 1485 nucleotides. Lineage: Eukaryota; Fungi; Glomeromycota; Glomeromycetes; Glomerales; Glomeraceae. The record is from RefSeq and is a predicted model, not a curated record.